This is a messenger RNA of Thrips palmi, 1201 nucleotides long. RefSeq lists its product as uncharacterized. Bases 493 to 972 code for a protein of 159 amino acids. The transcript has a single exon. The record is from RefSeq and is a predicted model, not a curated record. Lineage: Eukaryota; Metazoa; Arthropoda; Insecta; Thysanoptera; Thripidae.
GGAUUUUAUAUAGAGGUUACUGCAUGAUUGACUUAAGUUUCAAACACUAACGUACACCAAGAAAUUCACAAUAGCAAACAACAAAUCAUAAACAAUAGACAAGAGCAAUGGAGACAUAAUGCACAGUAAACACUGCUGAAAACCACAUUAAAAUUCAUUAAACAAACAGAAACACAGGGACUCUUAGGAACUUUGUUAAGUAAUCAUUAAGAAAAUGUCAAGCAACAACGGCAUCAAACUAAGAAACCGAAGAUGAAAAUAAUCAUCAACUCCACUAUGUUACUAACACUAAACUUAACUUUUAUACUUGACCGGAACAAUAUUAUUGAAUGAAAUAAGGGGCGACACCCCAAAACAAGUAGCAAACAAUACUUAAGAGAAAUAAAUACAAGUACUCGUGUCCUGAUUUUACUUGUUCCUUGUUCUUAUUCAAAAGCUACAGGAAGAGAAGGUCAUUCCUUGGAGCUUGGUUUGCAAGUGGUGCACGAUACCAUGACCUUGGGUUUUCACAGGAAGGCUGUACUGGAUAAAAUGUGUUCUUAUAUCUGGUACUUGUCUCCGAGAUUGGUCGUCCUUGCACUCUUUGACGAAGAGGUAUCCAUGCAACAGAAGAGAAAAAUAGUGAGAGCACUUGAGGAAAGAAAUGGUGUCUCGGAUUCGUUUUUUCGUGUAAAUGUGGUAAUGGAUGACUCUGUACUUACUCUUGUUGCAAAGUUCGUCUCCAAACAAUCCAUGAAGUUCUUCCAUGCAACUUCCUUGAAAAAAGAUCCAGUAGUCCAAGGAACAGAUGAGGGUUAUCUCGAAGGUCUGAAGAUCGUCACCCAUUUUCGGGUUGUAAAUGAUGCGGCUGAGCGCGGAGUAGCGUCGGUUACUCGUUUCUUGAAAGGAAACGACCUUACCAAUGAUGAGGAACAGCGACAACUUCUGCGGGUAACUCUAGCUGAGGACAGAAAGAUAAACAAAUUAGUUUAGGACACAUUCACAUGCACUUUCCUAUAAUUAUAACAUGUAAUUGUAAAGUGAAUGCUAAUAUUAAGAAGAACUUGUUAUACCUGUGUUCCUAUUAGGUUUUCUUUUAACAUAACGUUGCACUGCAAAUCCAAGUGUAGGACAGGUCGACACUUUAAAGCGUAGACCAGUUUGUCCUAGGGAUGUGCGAAUAGUUCGGUAUCGAAUCGAACCAGCCCUGAUUCGAUUCGGG